AAAAUUCUUUAUUGAAUAGGUUGAACUUUGGUGGUAGACUUUAUAAAUUACAAGACGCUGAUUUGGACAAUAUAGAGUCAUAUCAGCACGACAAUAACCUCAACGACGACAACAACGACAAUAACGAUGAAAUAACAAACCUGGAAGUUGACGAUCAAACGCGUCAGAGACGACUUGACAAAUUCGGCGGUGUACAACCUGAUGAUAUCCCAAUGAGCGCAGCAGUGGAUGAGACUCCAAUAGAGCCGGAAUCUGCAGAGGAGAAUGUUACCAAAGAUGUUAAACCGGACGCUACCGUCAGACCAUACGCUCUUUUCCUUACUGGUGAAAUCAUAGGCAAGCUGUCAACUCAACAGUUGUUAGCUUACGCAUCGGAAUUCUCUGAACCACCACCCUACGGUAUGGAAUGGAUUGAUGACCACCGUUGUGUUUUCGUUUGGCAUGAAUCACAAGAUUUCAGACAAGGUUGGAGGGGUUUGCUAGUCGAUAUACCGGAAACCGGUCUACCAAGACACGGACAAGAUCACUAUUUUGACCUCCUUCCAGCCAGGAAUGUACCUUCUACUCUCAGCAAAAUCGAACCAAAAGAUGAUUCAGUUCAGAUACGCGUCAGACCAGCCACACUUGGAGAUGUAAAGCGCAAAACUCAGUACAAAAACUCUCAAUGGUAUAGCAGCCACGGUAGAAGGGCUGGUAAGAUCGGUGACUCCCCUCCACGUCCCGAGAGAAGCAGGAGAGAGGUUAGUCCUGACAGAUGGCAAAAUGAUAAGGCGGAUUUGGACGCAGAGCUCGAUGGUAUCAGCAGGGGUGACUAUAGGCAGCGUUCACCUCCAAGGGACAGAUCUAGAGGCAGAGGCAGAGGUAGAGGCAGAGACAGAGAUGACAAUAGAAGACGUCAACAAGUGAAUGCAGACGACCUCGACAAAGAGUUAGAAGAUUACCUUUCAAGUAGGAAUUAAUAAAUCAUUACAUUACAUCUGUACAAAUACACCAUUC
Molecule: messenger RNA, 996 nt
Organism: Wallemia mellicola CBS 633.66
Lineage: Eukaryota; Fungi; Basidiomycota; Wallemiomycetes; Wallemiales; Wallemiaceae
Exons: 2
Coding region: 213-959 (248 amino acids)
Molecular function (GO): RNA 7-methylguanosine cap binding; mRNA binding
Source: RefSeq, a predicted model, not a curated record